Sparassis crispa is the source of this 1158-nucleotide messenger RNA. RefSeq lists its product as hypothetical. Gene Ontology annotation, molecular function: fatty acid synthase activity. The transcript is spliced from 6 exons. Lineage: Eukaryota; Fungi; Basidiomycota; Agaricomycetes; Polyporales; Sparassidaceae. Gene Ontology annotation, cellular component: fatty acid synthase complex. Gene Ontology annotation, biological process: long-chain fatty acid biosynthetic process. Bases 1 to 1158 code for a protein of 385 amino acids. The record is from RefSeq and is a predicted model, not a curated record.
AUGAUGAAGACGGGCACAGCCGUCUUCAACUCCUCGGCAACGAACGAGUCCUACUCCAAGGUAUCUGGCGACUUCAACCCCAUCCACGUCAACCCCUACUUCGCUGAUUUGGCCGCUCUUCCCGCCACAAUCACGCACGGCAUGUGGUCGAGCGCGGCCACGAGGCGCUAUGUUGAGACAGUUAUCGCGCAAGGUCGUCCGGAGCGCGUUGUAGCAUAUGACGUCGCCUUCGUAGAAAUAGUCAUUCCUGGCGAUGAGCUUCAGGCUCGAUCUGUCUGGGAUGCUGCCGAUGCUCAUCUAACCGCCGUCUAUGGCUUCUCUAUCGUCCAGAUCAUCAAGGACAACCCGAAGGAAAAGACCAUCCACUUCGGUCAGACCAUUCGACAGCGGUACAUGGAUAUGACCUACGACACCAUGGACAAGGACGGCAAUGUGAAGACUCUCCCGCUAUUCGGUGAUAUCAACGUGCGGACUCAGUGCUACACAUUCAGUCAUCCUUCUGGUCUCCUGUUUGCUACGCAGUUCGCUCAGAUCGCGCUAGUCGUGACCGAACGUGCUGCUUUCGAGGACAUGCUCUCGUCGCUUGUCGACGUCGUCUUCUACCGUGGUAUCACUAUACAACGCGCUGUUGAGCGUGAUGCUCACAACCGUUCCAACUAUGCCGUGAACCCAAGCCGCAUCUCGAAGACUUUCACGGAUGCCGCGCUGCGGGAGGUUAUUGACGAUAUCGCUCACCGCACACAGUGCUUGCACGAGAUCGUCAACUACAACGUCGAGGGUCAACAAUAUGUCUGUGCGGGUGAAUUGGUCGCUCUGCAAACCAUGACCAACGUCUUGAAUUACCUAAAGAUCGAGAAGGUUGACAUUGCGAAGUUGACAGUGAAAUUCACCGUUGGGGAAAUCAUCAACUCCUGUUUUACACGUGCCAAGGAUCAGCAGAAGGCGGAAGGCUACAUCAAAUUGGAGCGCGGGUUCGCAACGAUCCCUCUCCCAGGGAUUGAUGUACCCUUCCAUUCUCGCUACUUGUGGGCUGGUGUAAUGCCAUUCCGAGCCUACCUCUCUAAGAAGGUCAAUGCGGCGCACCUGAAUCCGGACACACUCAUCGGCAAGUACGUGCCGAACCUGAUCGCGAAGCCUUUCCAAGUCACGAAAGAUUAG